AUGGCUACUUUCAGUACGAUGUCGAAUGAUAAGCAUCUCUUCAACCAGAUCUACUAUUUCAACGCCGAGACCCUCGACGCGCAAGUGACCAAGUCCAACGACAGCGACGGCCUCCACAAGAGACAGUUCCACGCCAUCAAGACCAACGUCACGGGCACGAUCACAGACGAGCUCUCGGAAUCUAUGACAGGAGACCUUGCCAGGGAAGUCUACAGCCAAGACGUCAUGAACAACAAGCACGACUGUUUAGCGCAAGCACUAAGCAUCGUAAGGAUCAUUGAGCAGAUCCAGGCGGCGAGGCCAGCAGCCCGGGCAGGGCCGAUCGACGUCAUCGUCGACGGCAGCAUGGGCGCAGCUGCGGGUGACGCGCGCGGUCUCAUGCCCCGCGCCAGGAGCAGCAUCCGCGAAGAGGUUUACAAGAUGUUCGCCUUUCUGGUAGCGCGGAGGGGGUGCCGACGCCGCGGCCGCGGGCCCCGACGCUGCCGCGCAUCCGCCCUGGGCGACAGCGCUCAAAUCUACAGCGCCGGCCACGAUUUCAAGAGCGCCGCAGACGCCCUCAGAACGGAAAUACAGCAGCUGGACGACAACCAGAUGAUCGCCCGCGUGGAAGCCGAGAGGCAGCGCAAUCGCCGCAUCAACGACAGCGCCCGCAAUCAGUCCGACGCCAUCCUCAGCCCCGUAGAGGGCCGCCGCAGGGGCCACGUGGGCCCAGACCCCUCGGCGCGGCUGCGCCCGACCUGCGCGUUGGCUGCCACCGGCACCGCCCGCGCGCGGCGCCAUGGGGCGGCCGCCCGCGGCGGCCGCGGCGCGCCCGCCCGCGCCGCCGCCGUGGCCGCAGGGCUCGCGCGCGCCGCGCGCGCCCGAGCGCGGCCACGCCGCCGCUCGCGCGCCGGGGGCGCGGCGCCGCGCGAGCGCCUGGCGUGGCUCGGCGCGGCCGCCGGCGGCACUGGCGCGGCCGCGGCCGCGCGCGGGCGGCGGCGGGCCGCGCCGGGCGGCGGCCGCCGGGCGGCGUGGGCGGCGGCGGCGGCCGCCGCCGCGGCCGGGCCGCCUGCGUGGGCGGAGGGAGGCGCGGGCGCCGCCUCGAUCGAGGAGCGGAGUUCCAAAACGGUGUCGAUGGAGCAGCUGGCGGGGGCCGUGAGCGGCGACACGCCCCAGGUGGAGUCCCUGGUGUUCCCCGAGUGGUUCCUGGGGGACUGGGCGUGCGCGGCGGAGCUCUUCCGGGUGGACGAGGGCGGGGGCGACCUGAUGCUCGCGAACGCCGUGCCCGGCGCGCAGGAGGCCCUGCUGGCCUCGCGGUCGGCGCUGGGCGCCAGUUCGGCCGUGAGGCGCGAGCAGCGCAGGUGGAGCCGCGCCCCCUCCGCCACCGGCACGGUCGGCACCAUCGAGAUCGCGAGCGACGCCCCGUCCGGCGUCUGGGCGGUCGCGCGCGCCCUCGCGGGUCCCCAGGCGAGGGUGACCUUCGACCGGGAGGCGGGCCCUGCCGAGGGCCUGCCUUCGGCCUGGACCGUGCUGUCGCCGGGCGGCCGGCAGUGGCGGGUGCGGCCCGACGGCGCCGCCGUCGGCGAGCAGGACCUGUCGAGGGAGGAGAGGUACCGGGCCAAGGAGUUCUUCCGGGCCGACGCCGUGGUCGCGCCCGUGGGCAUGCUGGGCUCCGCCCUCGUGCGCGUGGACACCGUCUACCGCACGGUGCCGCCGGACCAGACCCCCACGGGCCUCUUCAAGAUCGGCAUGGGCGCCGUGGACGGCACGCGCCCUUUUGUCAUCCAGGCCAUCCAGACCGCCUCGGUGCUGCCGCCCCCGCGGCGCUCCGACGGGCAGAGCGCCGGCGUGGCCCUGGCCGCCUACAAGACGCGGCUGGUCUUCUCGCCGAUCAUCCCCGCGCAGGCGUGA
Prorocentrum cordatum is the source of this 1890-nucleotide messenger RNA. The record is from the annotation of a GenBank genome assembly. NCBI's taxonomy places the organism in Eukaryota, Dinophyceae, Prorocentrales, Prorocentraceae.